GUUUGAUACCGGUAACUGUGAGCAAUGAGAACUUGGUUAAAUCAGAGAGGUCAGCGCCUUCAGUCGCCGCCUCAACGGCAGUCUGAAGGAAGCGACAAAAAAUAAAAAGCGAGGGAGAAGAAACUACUACCAGCUAUCCACAUCCCUUCUUUUACCGCUGGAUGUGAGCGCAGAGAGGCUUUUGUGUGUUUGUGUGUUCAUAAAGACCCGCCUGGGAAAGAACAGGACGGGCUGCGGAAGCGUCAGAGAAGCGCUUUUCUCCUAGACGGACAGGGAAGCCGCACACUGGACUCACACAUCGUAAAAGCCUUCAUUGGCUUUGUGUCUUCAGUCUGUGCCAUCCGUCUCACCAUGGAAGACCUGCUGAGUGGGGCCAGUGAUGGGGCCAGCGCCCUGCAGACUUCAUCACGUCACAGAUGCCCCUUGCUGUCUUUAUCUCUGUAUGAAUGACUGUUUUGGAAACAAUAAAGCCCCAAAUUCCUCUUAGAUUGAACAAAGGGAGCCAUGCAUCCGCUGCUGUCCCUCAGUGUCUUCGGGCUGCUGCUGCCCGCAGCCUUGAUGCUUGUGGAGGACUUACCGCUGGACUGUGUCCCACGCAGAUCUGUCCCCUAUCACAGCAACAAUGCCCUUCUGUUUUGGGAGGAGAGUGUGUUCAACUACUCAACCAUGCUGUUAAGAGAAGACCUGGACUUGUUGGUGGUGGGUGCCAGGGAGGCAGUGUUCGCUCUCAACCUCAGAAACAUCUCCAAGAAAAUUACUUCAAUUAAAUGGGAAGUUUCUCAAAAGCAAGUGGCGGAAUGCGUGAAAAAAGGAAAGAAUGCAGAGAGAGAGUGCAAGAACUAUAUUAGAAUACUCCAUAAGAUGAAGGAUGGUAAAAUGUACGUGUGUGGAACCAAUGCUUUUGACCCAGCAUGUGGCCACAUGUCUUAUACAGAUGGAAAUUUGGUUUUUAAAAAUGCAGAGGAGGAUGGCAAAGGAAAGUGCCCAUUUGAUCCGUUCCAAAAGCAUGCUUCCAUAAUGCUAGAGGAUGACCUCUACUCAGCCACGUCCAUGAACUUCCUCGGCUCUGAGCCCGUCCUGAUGCGCAGCUCUUCUGGGUCCAUACGUACUGAGAUUAAAACCUCCUGGCUUUAUGACCCCAACUUUGUUUCCAUGGCUUGGAUGCCAGAGAGUGUGCAGAGCGAGGACGGAGAUGACGACAAGGUCUACCUCUUCUUCAGUGAGACAGCUGUGGAGUUCGACUGCUACAGAAAACUGGCGGUGUCCCGCGUGGCCCGUGUGUGCAAGGGGGAUCUCGGAGGUCGGAGGACGUUGCAGAAGAAAUGGACAUCCUUCCUUAAAGCCAGAUUGGAUUGUCCAGUUCCAGGCUCCCAUUUGCCUUACAUUAUCCAGGACUCAUACCGCCUGUGUGACUCCUCUCUGCACUGGAAGGAGUGCAUUUUUUACGCCAUCUUCACCCCGCAGUCGCAUACACCCAAAAUGUCUGUAGUGUGUGCGUACCACAUGUCUGACAUCAGCAAAGUUUUCUCAGAGGGGAAGUACAAGACACCGGCCUCUGUAGAAACCUCUUUUGUAAAGUGGGUGAUAUUCAGCGGAGAGAUCCCAGUGCCUCGUCCUGGAGCUUGCAUAAACAAUGAGGCUCGUAAACUGGGCAUAACUCAGACCCUGGACCUCCCAGACAAGACCCUUCAAUUUAUCCGAGACAAGCCGCUCAUGGACCAGGCUAUUGAGCCAAUAGGAGGCAGACCUGUGCUGAGUCGAAGGGGAGCCGCAUUCACACAGAUCAUAGUGAACCAAGUGCAAGCUUUGGAUGGUGAAAAGUACAACGUCAUGUUCAUAGGCACAGACCAAGGUACACUGCUGAAGGCUUUGAACUACAACGAUGGAGAGAUGUUUAUCAUAGAAGAAGUCCAGCUCUUCUUCCCUCCUCAGCCAAUCAAGGUUCUCAAGUUUUCCAAUGAAACGGGUCAAAUGUACGCUGGCUCAGACCUCCGUGUAGUACAAAUACCACCAGCUAACUGUGAGAGGUCCUCAACCUGCAUAGACUGUGUUUUAGCCAGAGAUCCAUACUGUGGAUGGGACACUGAUGAGGGGAAAUGUGUUUCUUUUCCGAGUCCACAGAGAGCGCUAAUCCAAAAUAUGAAAGGAGAUGCCUCUCUUUGCCCUGAUGCUGGGCCUGUUGAGCCUGUGCAGCUGUCCAUCUGGCCUGGAGGGACAUUUGAGCUCAGGUGUCCUUCACCUUCCAACCUGGCAAAAAUCACCUGGAAGCGGGAUGACCAGGAUGUUCCACAUUCACCUCAGGAUGGCCCGCUCACCCUAAAUGGCUCAGCUAUUGAUGCGGGUCAUUACCGCUGCUUCUCUGUGGAGCGAUCCAAAACUGGCGUGUACACCACCAUUGUAGCUGAAUACCGGGUUAGCAUAGACCCCAACGGGUCUGGCAGGGGUGGUCUGACUUCAAUUCCUCAGCCUCAGAGCGAUGCUCCAUCUCACACCGGACUGAUAGUUGUCAUCAUCCUCCUUGCCGUUUGUCUGGUUCUCCUUUUGACCUGGAUAUUUUGCAAGCACCACCUGCAUCUCCCUUGGGACCGUACAAAAGAAGAACCCCAGCAGACCCACGAUCAGGGGGCCAUGAGCCCCAAUGAGCCCAUGGUGGGGGGUGCCCCAUGUGAUUCAGAGGCGACCUACACACCAAAAGUUAAACUAUCAUCUGACGAUGAGUGACCUAUUGGAAAUUGAAUAACUUUUUGCUAUAUUACAAUUUAUAUCUAUAAUUGUCACUUUGAAAAACUCAGUGAAAACUUUUUUCUUUAAAGGAGCUAAGGUCAAAGACGACCCAUUGCUUCAAGAUUUCCAGCGUGAUACUUUUUAUUGGCUAAGAGCCUGAAACAUAAGCGUGAAUACCUUGUAGAAAAUGCAGUCCCAUCUUCUAAACUCCUCUUGUUGAUCAUAAAAAUGAUCUUUGGGUUUGUUGUAGUAGGAAGGAUUUACUUUUAUUCUUACUUUAACAAACUUUUAUUUCUCUUAGAAUCUCAAGAGGAUGAUUUGUAGAGCAACAGAUAAUGGCACCAAACACUCAGCAUUUACUUCUUUAUUUUGUCUAUUGUGGAUUCUCUUCCUGUGUUAAAAUAAUCUUUUAACUUCAGGUGUUAUUUGUUUUAUGUUGUCAGAAUAAACCCCUUCUGCUUUUUCUUUUUUUUUAACCAAUGCAACGAUCCGAGUAAAGGCAAAGUUUUUUAUUAAACCAAAUGAAACACAAUCACUCUUACGGAUACACCCUGCUAAAGGUUUUUGUGUCCAUUUGUGUUUAAUGUUCUUUUUUUUUUGUACUUUGAAAACAAUUCACUAUAUUAACAUAAAUCUUACCAAAAAUGCUGAGAGGACUGUUUCUGCUUUAGCUUAAGGCCUUGUGAAAUUAAUCUAUGUCAUUAUUCGGAGCACAACUAUUUGUACCGGAGGGCAAAUAGCUGCUACAUGCUACUGUAUAAUCUAUUUUACUGUGAUUACCAGUUUGGAUUGAUGAAUGAAUGUUACGUUUUAAGACUCACUUUUUUUUACUCACUUGUUCAGUUGACCUUAGAUCUCUAUUCAGGAGAUGUUUACAGGAAGUUCAUAUCUGUUUUUUGAAGACUUCUAAUUUUUCACAGUAAUUUUAACACAAGUUUACUGGUUUUAUGUUGUUUUUUUCUUGUGCGUUUUAAAACUGUCCUGAUUAUUUUUCAGGGGUUUAUACUGGUGAUGGAAAUGAGGCACUUUGUUCCCAACUGCCAAUCUGGAAAGAGUUUAUUGUUUUGAAAUAAAGUUGUUUUUUAUUUUUGAA
Girardinichthys multiradiatus is the source of this 3817-nucleotide messenger RNA. It is a transcript of the gene sema4e, whose product is annotated as semaphorin 4e. Lineage: Eukaryota; Metazoa; Chordata; Actinopteri; Cyprinodontiformes; Goodeidae. The coding region runs from base 505 to 2721 and encodes 738 amino acids. Gene Ontology annotation, biological process: positive regulation of cell migration; neural crest cell migration; semaphorin-plexin signaling pathway. The record is from RefSeq and is a predicted model, not a curated record. The transcript has 15 exons. Gene Ontology annotation, molecular function: semaphorin receptor binding; chemorepellent activity.